Molecule: messenger RNA, 1287 nt
Organism: Prunus armeniaca (apricot)
Lineage: Eukaryota; Viridiplantae; Streptophyta; Magnoliopsida; Rosales; Rosaceae
Source: the annotation of a GenBank genome assembly
AUGUUAUGGAUGGGCAGCGUCAUGUCAAUUUUCAGGAAGAAGCAGAACAGCCGUGGAAUUCCAAGAGCCAGCUCUGGUGGGCCCAGCAGCAGCCCUAGCAUAACUGCCAGAACGGCGUCGUAUGGGUCUAGCAUGUUCAGGAAACCCAGCAUGAGUGAAACCAGUGGCAGCAAACCAGACCAGGGUACAGAGAAGAAGAAGCUCUCUACCCAGAAGAAGCAGAAGUACGCUUAUAUCCCUGAUAACUUUUCAACCCUGGAACAGGUGACAGAUGCCUUGAGAAAAGAAGGCCUAGAGUCAUCUAAUCUGAUUGUUGGAAUUGAUUUUACAAAAAGCAAUGAAUGGACAGGCAAAGUUUCAUUCAACAACCGGAGCCUGCAUGCCAUUGGCAAUGAACCUAAUCCAUAUGAAAAGGCUAUCUCCGUAGUAGGAAAAACUUUGGCUCCAUUUGAUGAAGACAACUUAAUUCCUUGUUUUGGCUUUGGUGAUGCUACCACUCAUGAUCAAGAGGUGUUUAGCUUUCACACUGAUCAUUCACCCUGUCAUGGUUUUGAAGAAGUUUUGGCCUGCUACAAAAGAAUAGUUCCAAGUUUGCGACUGUCAGGGCCAACUUCUUAUGGACCUGUAAUUGAGGCUGCAAUGGAUAUUGUGGAGAAAAGUGGUGGCCAAUACCAUGUAUUAGUUAUCAUUGCAGAUGGCCAGGUCACAAGAAGUGUCAAUACUAGCGACAAUGAAUUGAGUCCGCAGGAGGAGAAGACAAUCAGAUCAAUUGCAGAUGCAAGUUUCUAUCCACUCUCUAUUGUUCUUGUUGGAGUCGGUGAUGGUCCCUGGGAAGACAUGAGGAAAUUUGAUGACAAACUCCCUGCGCGCGAAUUUGAUAAUUUUCAGUUUGUAAACUUUACUGAAAUUAUGUCUAAACCUUCAACUCCUUCUGAGAAAGAAGCUGCUUUUGCUCUUGCUGCCCUCAUGGAAAUCCCAAUCCAGUAUAAGGCAGCUGUUGAACUUGGUAUACUUGGACGUACGACAGGGAAAGGAAAGAAAAUUGUUCCACGCCCUCCACCAGUUCCUUACACUCAUCGUGCACCGCCAACUCGUGAACCAAGUGGUCUUUCAGCAGCCGUGGGGGAUGACCGAAGCGAGAUGGCCUGCCCAGUCUGUCUGACUAACAAUAAGGACCUAGCCUUUGGCUGUGGACACAUGUCUUGCAGAGAUUGUGGACCAAGAUUGUCCAACUGUCCAAUAUGCCGCCAGCCAAUCCGCAGCCGUCUUAGGGUUUUUACCGUAUAA